Molecule: messenger RNA, 1676 nt
Organism: Aedes aegypti (yellow fever mosquito)
Lineage: Eukaryota; Metazoa; Arthropoda; Insecta; Diptera; Culicidae
Product: glycosylated lysosomal membrane protein
Exons: 5
Coding region: 269-1492 (407 amino acids)
Cellular component (GO): lysosome
Source: RefSeq, a predicted model, not a curated record
ACACAAAAAGCGGGUCAGUUCUGUCAUCCAUAUCGCAUCGCAGCUCCAGUGGUCGACCAUCAUCGCCGUCAUUCAAUCCUUUUUCGCAGUCACUUCGCUGUUUUUGCUUCUGAACUCGAAAGGUCAUCGUCGUAUCUCGUUGCGUUCUCCGCGAACAACGAAUAAAAGCAGUAGAGUGUGUAAUUUUGAUAAGGCUUUUGUUGUUGGCCAAAGUGUUGUUAUCUCGUUUGAAAAGUGCGGCUCGUUUGGGGGGUGGAUUCAGCGGAAGAUGUUAUCGAUAGGAGGAAGACUCCAGCAUACGGUGCUCGGAUAUCUUCUGUUGGUGCUGGUGGCUUUUGCUGGCGUUGCAUUAUGUUCUUCGGACAAGUCUAGUGACAUCGAACGAAAGCUAACAGCGCGGUUGAAUCCCGAUUGUCCGGAGGACGUUUGCGCGGGCGAAGGCAAUGCUUUGACGUUGAUCCACAUCCGGGCCGAUUCGGAUCUGGAUACGAUCCACUACGUGUGGGAUUUUACCGGGAAGCCGACAAUUUUGGUGGCCUUGACCAGGAAGAAUGCCUCCUUGAAGAUCAAUUGGUACGACUUGCUAGACGCAAAGCCAUCCUCCGUCCAGUUCAGCGAGACGCCCAUUUAUACGUUCAUGACGGUCAUUAACCGGAUAUUCCAAUUUGAUGAUCCAGAGGACAAGGGAAUGCUAGGGGAAAAUGCCACUCUGUUCGUUUAUGACCCGCAUGAGUUCAGCUACAAUCGUACGUUGCUAUGGUUCAACGAGAAGGAUGUUAUUGCUGCGUUAAACGCCAAUAACGAUUUUCUAUUCAAGCUGAAUGCUUUCUCAACGCGAGACCACGGAAUGGAUUUCCCGCACCUGUUACACACGUCCAACUCCACUCAGGUCGAUAUCGUCUUCAACAACGUCAGCACCAAGUUUGACCGGCCACGCUUUGCGAUGGAGUUGCUGUUUGUCGUAUCGGAACAAGCCGUGAGCGGGACCGAUUUCCAGAUCACCAAGCGGAGAAGCUUGGACGACGAGCACACGCCGGGAAUAUUCGAAAUCAUCGACGUGUUGUCGCCGGGGGUUUUCAAGUUCUCGACCGGAGGCUACAUCGAGUAUCGGCCUGUAUCCUACACGCACCCGGAACGUGAUGUCUCAACCUCAACCGAAACCCACCAAAGCGAACCGAAAGCCGUGGAAUAUCCUGCCGAUGCGUUGAAUGCCACCCUGGCCUAUGCCAUUUACGGACAAAAGCUGGACACGCUGUUGGUUCAAGGCAUGAACAUUUCGUUCGGGUUUAGCGGCGACGGGUUCUACACCAAGUCCAAUUACACCACAUUGACGUUCCAGGUCGGGUUCGGAAUGCCUCCGCCAGAACGACUGUCCGCCUUUGUACUGAUAGUGGCUGGAAUAGGGAUAGGUCUGCCGCUUGCAAUGCUCGUUUUUGGAGGAUUCUACAUUUGCACCAGAAAGUUGAGAAAUCGACCGGGAACUCGCGUGUAGGAAGAAGUAAUCUCCAAUGAUCCAAUGCGCAUUUCUCGUUUAGCCAUAAAGGAACCUCUAUAAUAAGUAUUGACACAUAUUCUCUGCCUAGGAUUUAAGAGGUACAUAUAAUAAUUCAAAUGUGAUAGCAAAUUAUUGAAUGAGUGUUGCAAGGGUAAUAAAGUUUAGUUUUGUAGGAAAAAUA